Messenger RNA from Theileria orientalis strain Shintoku, 594 nucleotides. RefSeq lists its product as uncharacterized. The transcript has 5 exons. The record is from RefSeq and is a predicted model, not a curated record. Gene Ontology annotation, cellular component: GINS complex. Gene Ontology annotation, biological process: mitotic DNA replication initiation. NCBI's taxonomy places the organism in Eukaryota, Apicomplexa, Aconoidasida, Piroplasmida, Theileriidae. Bases 1 to 594 code for a protein of 197 amino acids.
AUGAGUGAAAUAUAUAAUAUAAUUCAAGAAAUAGUUGUUAAUAACUCUGAUUUUACUAAAUAUGUUGAUUUUGUGAAGGUUCCAUGUCGACCCCUAGUUAACUUACCAGGGCUGACCUUUCUAUCUCCAAAAGCUCUGGACGAGCUUAAACACGCUAAUAGAGCAGAUGAAUUGCUCCCCGAGGAUGAGGUAGAUUUGUACCUGUUCUACGCCAAGCACCUACACAAGACCGGGUUGGUCAAGAUUGAGUUCCCUGAGUUUUAUAAAUCAGCCAGAGCACUUUUGGCUGAAUCCACAGCGACUGCCAUCGGCACACUCUGCCCCUUCUACUUCGAAUUGGGGUAUGAGCUAUGCUCAAUAAUCCCCGAGACCGAAUGGCCAGUUGAAAAUCUACUAACACUCUUGAAGGAAGCUGAGUGUAAGCGGCGUUCGUUUUUGAUGAAGCGCUCAAACACGGUUGAUGACACAUUUUUAAUAGGACUCACUCACGAGGAGAAAAAGCUCCUAAACGUCCUUACGAAUUCAAACACGAAUGUACUCACGACGAAUUCAGAGUUUCAGAAUGCUUCUGAGUUUUAUGGAUUCGAUGAUUAA